AUGAGAAUUUGCGUGGUAGUUCCUGGUACAGCUUCUGAGUCCGAGACCCCUGUCAGACCUCAGCUUUCCGAUUACAUCGACACAAAACUCUAUCCGAUCGAGACCAGGCAGAUCACUAAAGAAAAUGCAAUCGCGGAAAUUGACGAUCUAGAAAUUGGGAGGGCUGAUGUUUUUAUCAACUACUUGUUCCACCAAGAUCCUUACGAUCAGAAGUGGGCUGAAGCCUUAAAAUAUCUAAACACUAAGACGAGCCUGACGGGAAUUGGCACUGUUUCUGAUUCUCUUUUGAAGUCCCUGCAUGUGGCAGAAAGCUUGGACAAGGCAAAUGGGGUUGGUCCGACAACUUCACAACUAGCCUUACCAAAUGCUACUUUGAAGAACCAAGGUGGAGAUUUUUCCGUCUUGGUUGUUCUCAUCGGGCAAAAUGCCUUUGCGUUAACUCCACUGGAGUACAAGGACCAAGAAACAACAUGGAAACUGGCUGGCGAUUCGGAGUUAACUGAGCGUCUCCGGGACAAUGCUAAAUCGACGUUUGAGCACAUCCGAGGAACUACUGAGGAAUAUCUUGGAUAUUUGCGCGUCAACUUGCACGUCGACAGGGCGUCUAUUGAGAUUAGCACAAUCAAUGCGGAUCCUGCGCCUCGCCUCUUUUAUCCACAAGGUACCAGUCCUUGGGACGAUGAGGUGAUUGCAAAGACAUUCCCGGGAGGACAUGCAGCAUUUUUCGAAGUCAUUCUUUCCACGAGGCUCGCCAGGAUACCGCAAUACGUUAUGCGUAACGAAGGCUGCGCCAGGCAACAAGGCAGGCUUGCUCGUCUUUACUACACAGUCCUUGCGACCAACGUGACUCAAACACGCCUAAGCCCGUUCGUUGGAAAAUACGACUACAACGGGACCGUUCUGGACUGUUGUUCUGGCAGUGGAGAGUUUGCUCGUUUUGCCAUUGAUGCUGGCGUUCAAGCAAAGUAUACGGCUCUGGACUAUUCGGUGGAAAUGACAGCGCUUCCAAUCUCCAAGAAAUGUUAUGAACAGCCCUUCAUUAUUGGUCCUGUGCAGGAAAUCUUGAGCAAAGCCCCGAUGCAUGAUCAUGUUGUUUGUUUUGGCUCGUUCCAUUUACUACAACCCUUUGACUUCUUUUCCACUGUCAGUCAAAUGUUCCUCCGUGCCAGAAAAUCUGUCACUUUCGACGUCGACGACCUCUCGCAGACCUAUAUUCAGAAUUUCCCAGAAGCCAGUAGCGAAAAGUGCUGGGAGAAACUUGAAUAUAACCAUAACAACGUCGCUCAGGCUUUCCGUUUCGGCGUCCCAGUUGGCUGGCGUGCUGUUCUGAACGGCGAGAGACGUUUUGCGUAUCGCUCACUUGUGAUGGGAGAGGAUGUGUACACUCACUCUUUUCGAUUUGAGAGAGUUAAGUAA
This is a messenger RNA of Talaromyces rugulosus, 1416 nucleotides long. RefSeq lists its product as uncharacterized. NCBI's taxonomy places the organism in Eukaryota, Fungi, Ascomycota, Eurotiomycetes, Eurotiales, Trichocomaceae. Bases 1 to 1416 code for a protein of 471 amino acids. The record is from RefSeq and is a predicted model, not a curated record. The transcript is spliced from 3 exons.